Linum tenue is the source of this 1293-nucleotide messenger RNA. NCBI's taxonomy places the organism in Eukaryota, Viridiplantae, Streptophyta, Magnoliopsida, Malpighiales, Linaceae. The record is from the annotation of a GenBank genome assembly.
AUGGGAGACUUGGGCACAUACAUCCCCAUCAUCCUCGCCUUAACCCUCUCCCGCGACCUCAACCUCGGCACCACGCUGAUCUUCACGGGCCUCUACAACGUCGUAACGGGGGCAAUUUACGGCGUCCCGAUGCCCGUAGAGCCCAUGAAAUCCAUAGCCGCCCUGUCCAUAGCCAGUAACGGCACGCCGUCGGAGGAGGUGUUUGGGGUGCCGGAGAUGAUGGCUGCAGGGAUUUGCACCGCGGGAGCCAUGUUGCUCCUCGGAGCAACAGGGCUCAUGAACUUGAUAUACAAGCUCAUCCCUCGUUGUGUGGUGAGAGGGAUUCAGCUCUCUCAGGGGCUUUCCUUUGCGCUCAAUGCAGUGGAGUACGUCAGAAAGGAGCAGGAUUUCUCCAAGCCCAAUUAUGGAAACGGGGAGAAGAGAGGUUGGUUGGGGCUUGAUGGGUUGAUACUGUCCAUUUUCUGUGCUUGCUUUAUUGUGAUCGUUAGUGGUUGUGGUGAGGCAGGGGAAGAUGCAGGGGAAGAGGCAGGGGAGGUGAUUAUAAUGGAGGUGGAGAAUGGUGAUGAGAGGGAGAGAGCUGUGAGGAAGGCGAUUGCUUCAUUGCCUUCGGCGUUUCUGGUGUUUAGUUUGGGAGUGGUGUUUGCAUUCAUAAGGAAGCCGAAGAUGGUUUACGAGAUACGAUUUGGGCCAUCUCGAAUGGAGGUGGUGAAGAUCUCGAAACAAGCGUGGAAGACCGGGUUCGUGAAGGGGACGAUCCCUCAGCUGCCGUUAUCGGUGUUGAACUCUGUGAUCGCGGUGUGUAAGCUGUCCAACGAUCUAUUCCCCGCGGGGAAGAGACUGUCUGCAACUUCGGUAUCGGUGACAGUUGGGGCGAUGAACUUGGUGGGGUGCUGGUUCGGGGCAAUGCCGUGUUGCCAUGGAGCUGGAGGGUUAGCUGGGCAGUACAAGUUUGGAGGGAGAAGUGGCACUUGUGUUGUGAUUUUGGGGGUGGUGAAAUUGGGUUUAGGGUUGGCGUUGGGGAGCACACUUGUGGUAGUACUGAGGGAGUUUCCAGUUGGGGUUUUGGGGGUUUUGUUGUUGUUUGCCGGGAUCGAGCUCGCCAUGGCUUCGAGAGACGUGAACUCGAAGGAGGAUGCUUUUGCUAUGCUUGUGUGCAGUGCCGUCUCGCUUGUGGGAUCGAGCGCGGCUCUAGGUUUUCUAUGUGGGAUUGUGGUGCAUUUGCUGCUGAAGCCUGACAAGGUGGUGAUGAUGGUGAUCAAGUUGGUUUGUGGUCUUAAGAGACGUUGUUGUUAA